Lathyrus sativus (Indian pea) is the source of this 789-nucleotide messenger RNA. NCBI's taxonomy places the organism in Eukaryota, Viridiplantae, Streptophyta, Magnoliopsida, Fabales, Fabaceae. The record is from the annotation of a GenBank genome assembly.
AUGAAAACACCAAACAUGGAAGACACAAACACAAACACAACGUUAACCCCUCAAGAUCUUUCUUCCAAGAGACACUUUCAUUGGACAAACAAAGUUGGAAAUGAAGAACCAGAAGAACCCUCAACCAUGUCAAAAAUCAUACAAGAACAGACCAAAAACGACGAUGAAAAAGUUGUUUCAGGACAUUCAGCAACAGCAAGGAAGAAGCUUCAAGCAGUAGCAAUUUCAAGGCUUCGCUCUGUUCUAACAGUCUUCAACAAGAACCGUUCAAAUCUCCCCUCUGGUCUCGGUUCACGAGUUGUCGGAACGCUCUUCGGUUACCGUCGUGGACACGUUCAUUUCGCGUUUCAGAAAGACCCCACUUCACAACCAGCUUUUCUCAUCGAGCUUGCAACACCUAUCACUGGUUUGGUUCGUGAAAUGGCUUCUGGGUUGGUUCGAAUCGCUCUUGAAUGUGACAAGGUGAAGGAGAAAGAAACUGAGAAGAAGAGUUUGAGGCUGUUGCAAGAGCCUCUUUGGAGGAGUUCUUGCAAUGGAAAAAAGUGUGGAUUUGCUAAUAGAAGAGAAUGUGGGGAGAAAGAUUGGGAGAUUUUGAAAGCUGUUGAGCCAAUUUCAAUGGGAGCUGGUGUUUUGCCAAGUGGUGAAGGUGGUUGUUCUGAUGGGGAAGUUAUGUAUAUGAGAGCUAGGUUUGAGAGAAUUGUUGGGUCUAGAGAUUCUGAAGCUUUCUAUAUGAUGAAUCCUGAUAGCAAUGGUGCACCUGAACUCAGUGUUUAUUUGCUUAGAGUUUAG